AUGCCUGCCGAAACCCUCACUCGUGCCGAGGUCGCGAAACACAACACCGAGGAUUCCCUCUGGUGCAUCAUCGACCACCGCGUGUACGAUCUCACCGAUUUCGUCGACGCCCACCCCGGUGGGAGCGUGGUGCUGGCGCAGGUCGCCGGCCAGGAUGCCACUGUCGAUUUCUACAACCUGCAUCGCCAGGAGGUGCUCGAGAAGUACCGGGACCAGCUCUGCAUUGGUAACCUGGAGGGCGAGAAGCCCGAAGUCAUCGAGCCCAAGCCGGGCGCUCUCAGUCCCGUUCCCUACGCAGAGCCGUUGUGGCUGCGCCCACAGUUCAAGAGCCCGUAUUUCAAGGAGAGCCAUCGCCGUCUGCAACGGGCGAUCCGCGAAUUCACCGACCUACAUGUGACGCCCGAAGCGCAGGAAAAGGAAAAGGAUGGCACCUUUAUCAGCCAGGAGCUCAUCAACAAGAUGGCCGAGAACGGCGUGUUGGCCAUGCGACUGGGCCCGGGCAAACACCUCCACGGCAAAACCCUGCUGGGCGGCGCAGUCGAUGGCAAGGAGUUUGACUACUUACAUGAUAUGAUUGUGACCCAGGAGCUAGUGCGCGCCAAUGCCCGUGGUUUCCAAGACGGCAAUAUGGCCGGUAUGGCCAUUAGUUUGUCGGCCGUGAAGGAGUGGCUGCGUAACCCAGCGCUGAAGGAGCAAGUCACCGCCGAAGUCCUUUCUGGACAGAAGAAGAUGUGUCUUGCCAUCACCGAGGCCUUUGCCGGUAGCGAUGUUGCUGGCCUGAAGACCACGGCGGAGAAGACCCCAGAUGGCAAGCACUAUAUUGUCAACGGUACCAAGAAAUGGAUCACCAACGGCAUGUUUGCCGACUAUUUCGUGACGGGCUGCAAGACCGAGAAGGGCUUCUCGGUGCUCCUGAUCCCCCGUGGGGAAGGUAUUGAGACCAAGCAGAUAAAGACUUCCUACUCAACCGCCGCCGCCACAGCCUACGUGCAAUACGAGAACGUCAAGGUGCCCGUCGAGAACCUGCUGGGCGAAGAGCACAAGGGUUUCAUCGUGAUCAUGAGCAACUUCAACCACGAGCGGUUCAUGAUGGUUGCGGCCGUGGUGCGCAUGUCGAUGACGAUUGUUGAGGAGUGUCUGAAAUGGUGCAACCAGCGUAUCGUCUUCGGCAAGAAGCUUGUCGAGCAACCAGCCAUCCGCCAGAAGCUCGCCCGGAUGAUCUCUCUCACCGAAUCUUGCCAGGCAUGGCUUGAAUCGAUUGCCUACCAGAUGUGCAACAUGUCCUACGCGGAGCAGUCGGCGCACCUGGGCGGGCCAAUCGGUCUGCUCAAGUCCCAUGCUACUCGAUCGGCCCAAGAGAUCGCUGACCACUCCACCAACAUCUUCGGUGGACGUGGCUUGACUCAGACCGGCAUGGGUAAGGUUAUUGAAAUGUUCCACCGUACAUACAAGUUCGAUGCCAUUCUUGGAGGCACGGAGGAAAUUUUGGCCGAUUUGGGAGUCCGACAGGCGAUGAAGAAAUUUCCCAAGGCGAUGCUGUAG
Molecule: messenger RNA, 1542 nt
Organism: Penicillium argentinense
Lineage: Eukaryota; Fungi; Ascomycota; Eurotiomycetes; Eurotiales; Aspergillaceae
Product: acyl-CoA dehydrogenase family protein
Exons: 2
Coding region: 1-1542 (513 amino acids)
Molecular function (GO): heme binding; flavin adenine dinucleotide binding; acyl-CoA dehydrogenase activity
Source: RefSeq, a predicted model, not a curated record